Messenger RNA from Acanthoscelides obtectus, 320 nucleotides. The record is from the annotation of a GenBank genome assembly. NCBI's taxonomy places the organism in Eukaryota, Metazoa, Arthropoda, Insecta, Coleoptera, Chrysomelidae.
AUUAUUAUUUGACAGAUGACACAGAGGAGCCAUAUAGAAGCUCAGGGUCGGAGUAUUUACCAGGUUUUACUAAAAACUGUUUAACACAUUUUUAGGAGACGAAAGUGAUGAUAAUGGUGUUCUGUCUAAGAAAUGCUUCAAAAAUUGUCUGCAUGAACCCAACAACGACGGCGACGAUACAUUUACACCACUUCCAGGGCCUAGUGAUGCCGAAACCGAUUCAGACAAUGAACCGCUUUUCAUAAAAAAAGCUAGAAUCCAGACUCAGGCAAACAAGGAAGCUCAUGGACAUGAUGUGCUGCAGCUAGGCAUAACAGAAA